Messenger RNA from Fragaria vesca subsp. vesca, 2001 nucleotides. Its product is annotated as IAA-amino acid hydrolase ILR1-like 3-like. The record is from RefSeq and is a predicted model, not a curated record. Lineage: Eukaryota; Viridiplantae; Streptophyta; Magnoliopsida; Rosales; Rosaceae. The coding region runs from base 104 to 1396 and encodes 430 amino acids. Gene Ontology annotation, biological process: auxin metabolic process. Gene Ontology annotation, molecular function: IAA-Ala conjugate hydrolase activity. The transcript has 5 exons. Gene Ontology annotation, cellular component: endoplasmic reticulum.
GUCAUGACUAUUUUUAGCCAACAACCCCUCUUAUCUUCAAUGACUGGUUUCUACUGCUAUUGUCUUUCUUAGCAAAGCACAGCAAUACAAGCAGAUUGAUGACAUGAAUCCUUGUUCGAUCUUCAAUUCACUUCUAGUUUUACAUCUCUCGGUUUCUUCCUUCUGUGUCAUCCAUGCCACUCUGGACCAAAACUAUGCACAAAAGAUUCUAAGCGCAGCCCAGGAAGACAAAAACUGGUUGGUCUCAAUAAGAAGGCAAAUCCAUGAGAACCCAGAACUCAAAUUCCAAGAGCACAACACCAGUGCUCUUUUACGCAAGGAGCUAGACAGACUCGGCAUCUCUUACUCGUACCCAAUUGCCAAAACUGGCAUUGUGGCCUAUAUUGGGACCGGUGCUGGCCCAGUUGUGGCUCUUCGGGCUGACAUGGAUGCCCUCCCUAUGCAAGAGCUUGUUGAUUGGGAGCACAAGAGUAAGAUUGAUGGGAAGAUGCAUGGUUGUGGUCAUGAUGCUCACACCACUAUGCUUCUAGGGGCUGCUAAGUUGCUUAGUCAACGGAAAGAGAAACUUCAGGGUACGGUUAGACUUAUUUUUCAACCUGCUGAGGAGGGAGGUUAUGGAGCAGCCGACAUGAUAAAAGAAGGUGCUCUUGGUGAAGCCGAAGCAAUAUUUGGGAUGCACGUCGAUUUUGAGACAUCCACAGGAAGCAUAGAAACCAUUGCAGGGCCACACUUGGCUGCUGUUAGCUUUUUUGAAGCAAAGAUAGUCGGUGAAGGAGGGCAUGCUGCAGGUCCCCAUGACACUGUUGAUCCAACACUUGCUGCCUCUUUUGCAAUUUUGGCAUUGCAGCAGAUCAUCUCAAGAGAAACGGAUCCCCUCCAAAGUCAAGUUCUAUCUGUCACUUAUGUUCGAGGAGGGACUGCAUCCAAUGUAAUUCCAGACUAUGUUGAAUUUGGCGGCACAUUAAGGAGUCUUACAACAGAAGGCUUGUACCAACUCAUGAAGCGAUUGAAGGAGGUUAUUGAAGGGCAGGCAGCUGUGCAUAGAUGUACUGCAUAUGUUGACAUGAAAAUUGAAGAGUUUCCCCCAAUUCCUGCUGUUGUUAAUGACGAAAACUUGAAUUUGCAUGUAAAUAGGGUUGCGAAACUUGUGCUUGGUCCUGAGAAUGUGAAGGUUGGCAAAAAAGUGAUGGCAAGUGAAGACUUUGCUUUCUAUCAAGAAUUGAUUCCUGGAAUCAUGAUCAGCAUCGGAAUAAGAAAUGUGGAAGUGGGUUCAGUUCACUCACCGCACUCCCCUUACUUCUUUCUUGAUGAGGGCGUCCUUCCUGUCGGGGCAGCAUUACAUACUGCCUUGGCUGAGAUGUACUUGAACGAGCACCAACAUUCCGCUAUACAGUGAAAACUCCAGAGUAUAGUUCUGGAGAAAUCUUGAUGAUUCCUACUGCUUUAAUUGGUGUGCUAGCUUAUUUAGUGCUCUGUAAGCAGGAAAAGGAAAUUAAAAUACUUGCUUCGAUUAGUGAUAAACUUGUAUGUAGAAGUAUAACAGAAAAUGAAAAUUUUCUGGUUGAAAGUACUUAUUAAGUGCAGUAAAAUAGUGACAUGAUAUGAAUGUUUAAUUUCCUCAUACAAUAGGAUAGUGAGAAAUCAGUUGUAUACAUCCAGCUGAAUGAGUAGUCGAAACUGAUCUAGUGUUAAAGACAGUGGAUCCCAUAUUUGCUAAAAAGGACACAAAGCUAGCAUGGGUAACCUGAUCAGCAAAAUCCUCAAAGGAUACAAUGUAUGCAUUCCAAAACAUCCCCAUAAACAGCCCAUGUUGUUCAAAGGACUUCAAAUCAGGAAUAAAGGAAAACAAAAAGAAAGGCAGUCCAUGGAAGAUGUUGAUGUCUUAUGAAGCAUUAACCUACUACUGCUUUCUUGCUUGCCCCAACAAUGCCAGCAGUUUGAAGAGAGGGCUCACUAGUUAAGGCAGAUCAGCUCCUAUUUGUUUUAUGUUCACCGGCAAAA